AAUAGGAAGCAUCGUACUUCUCCAACGCAGCCGUGUUCAGUUGAGUGAGCGAAUCUACAAUGAAGGUCAGCAGAAGGACACUGUUUUUGAUUGUCGCACUGACAGCUGGAUUAGAGGUAGCUGUUGAGGUGAACAGUGUGAAGACGAAAAGUGGACAGUUUUCCUCUGGACUAGGCAGUGAGGCUAGCCAAUUUUCAAGACAAACCCUCCCUGGUUUGACUCUCGAGGUCCAGCCCGAUGACGAUGACGAGGAUGACGACUUGUUUCCGGAUGAGCUUGGCGCGUCGUACGAGGGAGUUCUCAGCUCCAUGACAAGCCUGUCCCCUGAGGAGAUGACAGCGGCUGAAGACAAUAUCUUUGUGCCUCAGGAGGUACCUGGCGCCAAGGAGGUGAGUAGCAUUAAUCAUUACUGUGAAUCCUCGGGCGCUGAGACGGACACUGACAGGAGUACUCUCCUCACUCACUGCGGUUUUUGGAACGAGCAUAGCAAAACAGCGGUGGUGUGAAUUACCUAACAUAUGUGCGCACAACUCCCUUUGGUGAUGGCUUCGUACACGCAAUAGCCGUCAUCAUUUUCCAUUCGCUUCGGACCUAUUUUGGUUGCUGACACAUUCUCGACCCUGUCUACAGUGUAUUGAAUCUGUAUUCCAAAGCCAGCUAAGAUUCCGCUUGACAA
This is a messenger RNA of Toxoplasma gondii ME49, 676 nucleotides long. RefSeq lists its product as hypothetical. The transcript has 6 exons. Lineage: Eukaryota; Apicomplexa; Conoidasida; Eucoccidiorida; Sarcocystidae. Bases 60 to 506 code for a protein of 148 amino acids. The record is from RefSeq and is a predicted model, not a curated record.